AGGGUGGGAGGGGUCUCACCUCGUCCAACGCCCUUCCUGUGCCACCAUUUUGGAGAGGCCUUGGUCGCGCCGGUCAAAACUUGGACUCCUUCUGGAGUCUUCACUUUUCCGUGACUAGAGUGCAGAGAUUUGGUAGCAUAAAUGGCGGCACUGUCCUUAUUCCAUGGCCACCGCUGACUCCGAUGAGGAGACCAUCCUGCAAUUCACUUCUUCAGUCUAUCUCCGAAUAAGGAAUUCAAAAACAUCCCUCAUCGACCUCAACGACACCUCGUCCAGCCGACGACCCCCUUCUAUCGCUUCAUCAGUCUGUGGGUCCGUCCGUUCCACUCGAUACGACACUAUCACUGAGAAUCCCACCGACGAGCAACCACAGCUUUCAACCGACGAUCAACUGCUGCUUCCAACCGACGAGCAUCCGCAGCUUUCAACCGACGAAGUCUUCAAACCAACCGAGGGAGAGGUCCCGACGUACCCGUUCAGCGACUCCGGAGUAAGCUCACUCGAAGAGGUAUUUGUCAGAGACCCUGAAGAUAGAACCGAGGACACAGAGACAGAAGUAGAGAAGGACCCAAACCAGGUAGAGAAAAAGAAAGUGCUACUUGACGACAUAAGAGCUCUUGGGCAACUGGGAAGAGAAGAUUCGUCAUCAGAGAGUACCUUGUCCAUAGACGAAAGCGACAGGGAAGAGGAGGAUACUCCUGUUCAUAGCACCGAAGACUCGGCUACAGAAGAAAACGUUACAGAAUCUGACCCUGUCAAAUUGGAUACAGAGCUUACUGUUCAAGCAUCGGUACAGGAAAGCAGUACAAGUCAACUCCAGGAGGAAACCAUCCCAGAACCGGUAUCUGCUAGUAGCAGCAGUAGCUUUGCUAGAGAAGAGGAAGAGGAGUCAGAGGAAGGGAUGAGUACUAAGCAAGCUGCUCAGACACACGACGCACGCACGUCCGUUCUGGAAGACAUUCGCAAAAUCGGUGAGAAGCGAUCACCAGAUAUCAUAGACGACCAGUUACAAAGCAAGAAGAGUAAGCCCUCUUAUACUUCGUCUGAGUCGGACGAUAGUUUGAGGAAACCACCUGGGUACACCCCGGCUGUAUCAGCAACCCCAGCCGAGGAGGUACAGUCCUCUCUGCCGCCGGGUGGAGCAAACCCUCCCGUAAGGGAACCACAGGCAGGCUCCCACAUCCCACAGAGCGUCCUCGCGGGUGGUAAACCAAAAGGCGAGCCUACUAAACCUCGGGGUGUCCAGGAAGGAAACGUCAAGAAGAAGGCAAGCUUCUUUCGCAAGAAAGGGCAGAGCGACGAGGAGCUAAGCAGACAACCGUCACCGCCACCAAAGAUAAGAACAUCAGGACCUGGCGUCAUGGAUAGAAUCAAGACCUUCUUCGGUCGAGAAAGGACCAGCUAUGACCUACAACAGGCACAGACCGACGUCGGCAUCAAGUACGGCACGUCUCACACCUUACCUGACGAACCGCGAGAGCGCAAGCCACUUUUGGAGCUACAGGAGGAAGCUCCCAAACUAAGGAAAGCAGACGUAACGGUAGUAGAAGACGAGGAGAACAGCCUGCCUACCCCCACAGUGGUGAGGUCUCAUCAGGCAAACUCCAGGGAACCUGGUACAUCGUCUAGUAGCGGUGCUGAGAAUCUAAAAGGUUCGCUGAAGAAGGCUGCAGUGCCGGAAGUUAAAGCAGCACCAGCACCAGCAAUCAAUGCCUCAGCUGCUGGUCCCACCGCAGCACUUCCGACAAAGGAGGCAAAAUUGGAGAGGAAGACAUCCUCUUCAUCCCUCACGUCUGCAAGCAGUCUUGAUCUCCCCAAGAAGAAAAAGCUGAAAAAGAAGGAAAGGAAGAGUUCUACUUCUUCUAAGAGUAGCGUGUCCUCCCUUAGCAGUGUGGAUGACAGGAAGACAGGGCCCAUGAAUAUGGAUGCUGAGGAUUCCAAUCUUCCGCCCAGCAGGGUGGUUGGAUCAAAACCAUCCUCGCUGAAGAUGAAGACCAGUCCUGUGUUGGAAAGCACCCCUCCCCUCGAGGUACAGAAGCCGCCGUCUCCCGUCGUGAACACGGCUCCUCCGAUGGCUACGAAGAAAACACCAUCUCCGGAGGUCAAGGCCUCUCCUCCUGUGGAAGUACAGAAGGCGCCACCUCCUGUCCAGAAGGCACCUCCUCCGGUUAAGAAAGCGUCUCCUAUGGUUCAGAAGACGCCUCCUUCGGUUAAGAAGACGCCCCCUCCGGUUAAGAAGACGCCUCCUCCGGUUAAGAAGACGCCCCCUCUGGUCCAGAAAACGUCUCCCCCAGUCGUCAAAGCGUCUCCUGCAGUUGAAGUUCAGAGACCGCCUUCUCCGGUUAAGAAAACAACCCCUUUUGAUGAGGUAAGAGCACCUUUUCUCGCUGCAUUUUUCUCCUUUAGACAAAGCGCACACGCCUUCUCCAGCAAAAAGCGCUACACUGUCGAGAAAGCUCUAGCAAAACGGGCUUGGUCUGUAGAAAAAGUAGACGCACCUUGGCCUUCUCAAGCUAAAAGCUUUUCACCUGUAGAAAAAGUAAGCACACCGUUCUCACCCAUGAAUGCAUCACCCCCGAUCUUAUCAAGCAGUUCUUUGCCCGUACAGAGACCUGCUGCCAGGCCCGCUCAACUGAAGAAGACCCCCGAGUCACCGCGCGUGCGCGAGCCCGUCUCCCCGGUGUAUGUCGUCGAACCUGCCGAACCUGUGAAGACCACGCCCCCUCCUGUUCUACCUCAGGCUAACCAGGUGACCCAGGUCGAGACGCAAAGUCCCGCCCCGCCUGUAAACAACAGCGUGUCCCUGCAAACUGCCCGCAGCCCGACCGAAAUAGAAGGGGCUCGACAAUCUGUUCUCGGCAACAUCAAGCAACUUCGUAAAGACUCAUCGUCGUCGUCGUCGUCAUCAUCGGACAGCGAGGAAGAGGUCGCCCCGACAACUGAGGCCCCCGCCGCGACUCCAGUCUUCCCAACUGAAGCAACGCCUACUGUUGUCGAAGAGGUGCGUUCGGCCCCACCACCCGUUAUGGAGGCGCCUAAAGACAAAUCUACUUUCGAAAAGAUAAAAGACAAAGCUGAUGACAUGUUCAGUAAAAAGACCACCCUUAAGGCAAAAAGGAUCGAGGGUAGGGAGAUUGAUGAUGUCGAUCAGAUAAAGGAGAUACUUAAGAACAAGAAAGGAGCGAAGAUAAUCAUUGUGAGUGAAGAUGAGCUGACUUCGAGUUCCAGUAGUUCGAGUGACGACGAGUACGAGAAACCAGCAUCACCCAUGCCGGAACAAGUGGCAGUAGCCACCGCAGACGAAGCCCACUCUGCCCCUCCUCCUUCUAAACUCCUCAAUGGAGAACCAGAAACUUCCGGAAAGGUGAUCGUUUCCGGGUCAGGGCUGGGACAUGUUCCGGUUCACCGCACGGCCAAAUUCAUGGUCAGCGCUGAAAAUGUGGAGGAGCUACCAAUGGAAAUCAUCGUUACGGGGCCGAGGAAGGACCGACUCCCGUGCCGAUAUAACGACGCCAACGGCAGCAUUCAGGUGGAAUAUGUGCCCGAAGAAGUCGGUGAACACGACAUCUCUGUCAAGUACAACGGCACAGAAGUUCCCGGAGGUCCGUUCGUCUGCCACGCCUAUGACAUCACCAAGAUCAAGGUCAGCGAGGCCAAAUGGGACGUCGGGAAGGACGUCGAAGUUCCGAUCGACACAUCACGAGUCGGCCAGGGGAACCUCAGCGCGUCUGUCACCAAAGAUGGCCGCGACAUCGGCAGCAAGCUGAUCGACCAGGGAGACGGCAAACAGAUGCUGUCCUUUAACCCGGAGGGUGUCGGUCUCUACAACAUCGGGCUGACCUUCAACAAGACGAAUGUGCCUGUGCGCUGUCCAGUGAUCGAUCCGAACCAGGUAGCUGUUCGCGGUGAGGGCUACAGACGGGGACAUUACCUACCAGUGGGGGAGACCGUGUCUUUCAACGUGGACACCACAGAGUCAGGCGAUGCCCCUGUGGUAGCAACCGUAACAGAUUCGGUAGACCGCGACGUCCCCUGCGACGUAUACAAAGAUGGUUCCAUCUAUACGGCAACAUACACACCCAAGGAACCUGGUGACCACAAAGUGAACGUGAAGUUCGCGGGACUGACCGUGGCCAGUAGUCCGGUGACUGUCCACGCCUACGACGUCAACCGCGUCAGCCUGGGUCCACUCAGCAAGAGGGACGAACUAGGAUAUGUGUCCACCAUCGUGGACACUAAGAAAGCUGGAUCAGGGAUACUGAACACGUCAGUGACCACCAAAGACGAGACAGUGCCUCACAACUGCGACAAACUGGACACUGGGAAAUACAAGGUCUCCUUCCAACCCAAGAGACUUGGGCAAUAUGAAGUCCACGCCGAGUACAACGACGUCACAGUUCCAGGAUCUCCGUUGGUGUACGAGAACUUUGACACGAGCGACAUCGUGGUUGGCGGGGAAGGGUUAGGGAACGUGCCGGUCGGGAAACUCGCCAAGUUCCAGGUGGACGCCAGCAAGACGCCGGGGGGAGACGUGGUGGUCAAAAUAGCAGGACCUUCAGAAGACGCCACUGUGCAAGGAGAGAUUGUUGAAGAAGACGACAUCUACACAGUAUUGUAUAUACCAGCUGAAGUUGGUGAGCAUGAGUUUCUGGUCCUGAAAGACGACGUAAACAUCAAGGGUUCGCCGUUCAUCUCACACGCGUAUGAUCCUAGCAAGAUCCAGGUGACGAAUCAGAGUAAGGCCAAGAUCCGAGAUAGGGUACAGAUCCAAAUCGACACCACAAAAGCUGGAAGAGGAACGCUGGGAGGUGAAGUGAGGUCCAACGGAAGAACAAUUCACAGUCAAAUGUCAUCUACCCAACCCGGGCUGUACAGUCUCUGUUAUACUGCCGAUAAGUCCGGGCAGUAUUCCACAAUCUUAAGGUUCAACAAGGAAGACGUGCCGGGUUCGCCGUACGUCUGUACCGUGGCGUCGGCAGAGGAGGUGCAGGUCAAGGGAGAGGAACUAGUUCCUGUGGGACAGAGGGCAUUGUGGGCAAUAGACACGUCGCGCGCCGGUGACGGCGAAGUCACCGUGAAGAUUGCCGGUCCCAGGAAGGGGGCGGACUAUGCCGGUAGUGUGACCCCAUCGGACCAGGACAAGGUCACCAAUGUGGAGUACCUUCCGAGUGACGUAGGCCAGUAUGAUUUCUUGGUGCUCUUCGAUGGGGAGCCAGUGAAGCAAAAGCCUUUCGUUAGCCACGCUUACGACGCCUCGGCUGUGGCUGUGAACGCGCAGGAGAGAGGGAAGAUCGGGAAGGAGGUUUGUCACAAAGUGGACACCACGAACGCUGGACAGGGUGUCCUGAAAGCUGUCGUGGCGGCAGGUGGACAGGACGUUCCAUCCAAGCUGAGUUCGGCCGGAGAGGGGCUGUACGAUCUAACGUUCACCCCCAAGAACAGUGCAGCCCAUCUCACAACCUUCUCCUUCAAUGACGAAAUGGUUAAAGGUUCUCCGUUUACAACUGUCCUGUCGACCCCAGAGGACAUUGUGGUGAUGGGGGCAGGGAUAGGCGACCAGAAGUGUAUCCCCGUCAACAAGGAGGCCAUCAUGAAAAUUGACGCCACCAAGGCUGGAGACGAAGAGGUCGUCGUCAAAGUGGCUGGACCUACGGAAAGGGACUUCCCUUGUGAAAUGAAUGCAGAAGACCAAAUCUACAGUGUCAACUUCAUGCCCGUGGAUGUUGGUGACCACAAGUUUAUGGUGAAGUACGGGGAGGAAGAAGUCAAGGAAAGCCCGUUUAUCGCGCACGCCUUUGAUCCGAGCAAAGUCGAGGUGCAAAGUGUCCCCAAGGCCAAACUUGGACAGCAAGUGUCUUUGAAAAUUGACGGCAGGAACGCUGGCAAAGCUGAACUUACCGGAGAGAUCAGUAAGGACGGGGACAAGGUGCCGUCUGAGCUGUGGAAGGCGGAUGAUGGGCGGCAUUUGAUGACCUUCCUUGCCAAUGAACUUGGGACGUACAACGCCCACAUCCGGCAUGGCGGUUUCCCUGUGGAAGGGAGCCCAUUCCCGUGCAAAGUGUACAACAUGGACGCCGUCGAUGUCCACGGGGACGGUGUGAGCGAGACCCUGCCUCUUCCUGUCAACGAGAAGACCACAUUUUACAUGGAGACAAAAGGACCAGGCAAUGUGGAGGAUGCCUUGGUGAAGGUGUCAGAUCCCACGGGAAAAGAUGUACCUGCUAACAUCACAGCACACAACGGAAUUUACCAUGUAGACUACACCCCCAGAGAGAUCGGUCAACACAAAGUCAGGGUGCACUAUGACGAGAAGGAGGUGUCAGGCAGUCCCUACACCGUCAACGUUUUCGACGCCAAUAGAAUACGCGCUGAUCCAGACAGGACCGCCACAGUCAACCAACCAGUCAACAUCAAAGUGGAUGCAAGAGAUGCUGGUCCAGGCAAGCUGACCUACAGUGUCGACCCUGACGUUCCUGACGUGAUGACAGAGCCGUCCCGUGACCAGUACCUUGUACAGUAUACUCCGACUCAACCUGGAAGCUACAGUGUGGAUAUGAAGUAUAACAACAAACCUGUACCAGGUACACCAUUUGUGUGUGAUGUCCAGGCAGAACCACAAAUUGGUGUGGCUGGAAGUGGGCUGUUAAGAGGCUAUGUUGAUGAAAAGGCCACAUUUGACAUUAAUGCCCAAAACUGCAAGCUGGAAGAACUUGGCGUCAGGAUCUCAAACAGCAAAGGUUUCGUGCCUCACGAGGUGGACAGCCAAGGGGACCAACACAAAGUUAUUUACACGCCAAGAGAUGCAGGACCUCACACCGUGGAUAUUGUGUACUUUGGAAAACAUGUGGAAGGUAGUCCCUUCUAUCCAAACAUCUCUGCACCAGGAAAUGUUCAGAUCCUGGGCAAACCAGGAGAGAUGGUGGCAGACAGACGGAAGCUGCCUCUCACUGUGGACAGGACAUGCAACGUGGAGUUAGAUGCGUCCACCGCUGGACCAGGAACGUUUAAAUCAGUGGUGCGGGGUCCGUCAGGAGAGAUCCAGUCCUCAGUGACUGAUGUAGGAAACGACAGGCAUAACCUGAAGUUCACACCUCUGGAGAAGGGUGAUCACGAGAUCUCUGUCCUGUACGCCGGCCGCGACAUCAAGCACUCGCCCUUCCGAGCAGACGUACAGGAACCGGACAUCGUACAAGCGAUAGAUGACCAGCCAGUCCAGCAGUCAAUGCCACCGCCAGUACGGGCACCCUCCCUGGCAUCGCAGCCGCCACGUUCACCCUCCCAGUCAUCGCGCCCGGUGGAGGCUCCUUCACCCAUACCCCAACCUGCACUGGUGCCAGAACCGGCACAGGUGUCUCCACCUGAACAGGUGGCCCAGCCGGCACAGGUGCCACCACAGGCACAGGUGUCUCCACCUGAACAGGUGGCCCAGCCGGCACAGGUGCCCCAACCUAAACAGGUGGCAACUGAGCCUGUAGGUGAUGUUAUCCUGAAGGGGCUGCCGGAGUACGCCAACGCCAAGACACCGUUCCGGGUUCACGUGGACACAAGACCUGCACCUGGGGGAGGGACACUGGCUUCAAGGUGUUUUGGACCAAGCAAGUCCUCGGAUGUGCAGCUGUAUGACUUUGAGAACGGCACCUAUGAGCUCAAGGUCACUCCCAAGGAGAAGGGCAGGCACACACUGGAGGUGGUCUAUGACCAGAAACAUGCUCCAGGGAGUCCACAUGUUUUCGAGGUUGGUUCCAAGUCUGACUACAAGAGGGUGAAGGUGUUCGGACCAGGCCUGAACAACGGCAUGAUUAACUACUACAGGGGGAACUUCCUGUGUGAUACACGCGGGGCAGGGGAGGGCGAUCUGUCCGUCAGGAUUCAGGGACCCAAAGGUGCCUUUAAGGUUCGCAUGAACCCAUUGGCGGAGAACGAACGUGUCAUAGCUGUGUCAUACGACCCCACCUUCCCCGGGAACUACGACAUCACGGUAAAGUGGUCUGAUAAACAUGUCCCUGGCAGUCCCUUCAGGGUGUACCUGGCUCCCCCCUCUUCUGAACCAAUGGGACAGCCCGAGAUACCUCCCAUGAUGCAACAAUCCAUACCGAGGUCAAGGGGGAGCAGUCGAUAUUAAUCCUUAUUUAGUUACUGGUUAAAGGAGAUAUGAAACACUUUCAAACAAACAUCAUAUAAUUGUUUGAACUUUACUAGUAUUUAGUUACUGGUAAAAGAGAUAUGAAACACUUUCA
Messenger RNA from Branchiostoma belcheri (Belcher's lancelet), 8237 nucleotides. RefSeq names its product filamin-A-like. Gene Ontology annotation, molecular function: actin filament binding. Gene Ontology annotation, biological process: actin cytoskeleton organization. The record is from RefSeq and is a predicted model, not a curated record. The transcript has 36 exons. NCBI's taxonomy places the organism in Eukaryota, Metazoa, Chordata, Leptocardii, Amphioxiformes, Branchiostomatidae. The coding region runs from base 164 to 8122 and encodes 2652 amino acids.